AUGGAGCGAGCUGGUUGCAUAUACUGGCUACCAGCCCCCACGAUCUCAUCAGCCCAUGCCAACAGUUCUGUUCCUGAAGCCGGACACAAUCACCCAGUCAUAGUGCUGGAAAGCAGCGGCGGAUUGGAUACCAUUCUGCUCCUCACAUCUUUCAACGGCCAGAGUCUCUCAGUCCGUCACCCAACCCGCAUCAACAAUCGCGCGCAAUACCUCCCUAUCCAUCCAUCUCCUCCACAUCCAGACACCAAAGAGCUCCUCUACCUCUCACCAGGUCCACCACUUCGCAAAGCGAGCUACAUCGGCCUUUCAAAAAGACACCAGGUUCCCACCAGUGCCCUCGUCCACUAUGACCGCAAGACAAAAGCGAAAUACAGAUUGACCCCACAGUCCUGGAAGCUCCUGCUGGAGAAAUUGGAUCUGCCACAGACUCUCCUCUUCAACCCCCCAACACCGCUAUUUCCUCCUCCCGCGUACCCGGUGCGUCCAACACCACACAAUAUGCUGCCUCAGUCCCCAGUAAGGGUGCAGUCUCCGCCCGUGGUCGUGCCUCCAGUGAGAUUCUGGAAUGUGGAACCCCUGUACAAUUACGGGACUGUCAGCGCGUCGCUUGCAAUCGCGAGUAGCAACCCUUAUGCGUCAGCACCUAUUCCUCAGAGUGCGCCGCAGAGCGUACAGGUCUAUGGCCAUCAUGAGUUACCAAGCCAUCGAUCGCGAAUGGAGGAGAGGGAUUCGGCGGAAUGUGGACCCGGCGUCGGGUUCUGCGUGGUGGCUGCUUUGCUAUUUUGUGCUUGGUACUGGAGAGCUAAUAUAUGGGGUAUUGUCGCGGGUUGA
Messenger RNA from Pseudovirgaria hyperparasitica, 831 nucleotides. RefSeq lists its product as uncharacterized. The record is from RefSeq and is a predicted model, not a curated record. The coding region runs from base 1 to 831 and encodes 276 amino acids. NCBI's taxonomy places the organism in Eukaryota, Fungi, Ascomycota, Dothideomycetes, Acrospermales, Acrospermaceae. The transcript is spliced from 2 exons.